GAAGCUGUGUUUGAUAAGAAGAAGGGAACAGUCUGCCUGAAAACAUUCAAUCUGUACAAAAAAUUACUGACCUUGUCAAAAGGAGGCAAUGAACAAGUGGUGGCUCUGCUGAACGAGAUCCGAGACGUGAACGUGGAGGAGGAGACGGUGCGAUACGUCGGGAAGGGUUACCUGGUGGUGCUGCGCUUUGUCACCGGCUUUUCACACCCCCUGACCCAGAGUGCAGUGUUGGGGUGCAAAAGUGAUGUGGAGGCAGUUGCCAAACUCAUUACUAGUUUUCUGGAACUGGACAGAGUAGAGAGCCCACAAGAUCUCUCUCAGAGCAGCGAAAGUGAUGCAGAUGAAGCACAGGAUAAAUACUAA
Acanthisitta chloris (rifleman) is the source of this 363-nucleotide messenger RNA. RefSeq names its product chromosome unknown open reading frame, human C17orf62. The annotation marks the transcript as partial. The record is from RefSeq and is a predicted model, not a curated record. The transcript has 3 exons. NCBI's taxonomy places the organism in Eukaryota, Metazoa, Chordata, Aves, Passeriformes, Acanthisittidae.